This is a messenger RNA of Rhipicephalus sanguineus (brown dog tick), 1588 nucleotides long. Its product is annotated as dual specificity protein phosphatase 10-like. Gene Ontology annotation, molecular function: MAP kinase tyrosine/serine/threonine phosphatase activity; protein tyrosine/threonine phosphatase activity. NCBI's taxonomy places the organism in Eukaryota, Metazoa, Arthropoda, Arachnida, Ixodida, Ixodidae. The record is from RefSeq and is a predicted model, not a curated record. Gene Ontology annotation, cellular component: cytoplasm; cytosol. Gene Ontology annotation, biological process: negative regulation of MAPK cascade; protein dephosphorylation.
AUGCCGUUUCGGGAGUUGGCUGACUCAGCGAGCCGCGAAAUCCCUGGCCUGACUCCAAGGUCCGCCACCAGGUGUCCCGUGUCGCAGCCACACCGCGAGAGCCAGCCACGCUGGACUCCCGGCCGCGUCCUGCAGCUGCAGCUACCGUCGUCUCCGGUGGCUUCCCAGUCGCCGGUGGCCUCGGCGGCGCCGCGUCGUCGACGCUCGUCGUGCAGCGCCGUGCGACUCGUGACGCCCGGCGAACUGGUCGACUCGUGGCAGCGUCGGCGGCGGCUACUGCUCGUCGACUGCCGGCCCUUCCUGAGUUUCAACGCCGGCCGCAUCCGGUCGGCGGUGAACGUGAACUGCGGCGACCGCAUCACGAGACGACGCCUGCAGCAAGGGAGGCUCGCCCUGUGGGACCUGGUCGCCUGCCGACAGGCGCGCGACCAGCUGCGACAGGCGCGAGACAUCGUCGUCUACGACGACUGCACCGAGGACCUGGAGUCGCCGCAACCGAGCUCCUCGCUGGCGCUCGUGCUCGCCGUGUUGUGCCAGAACGGAGCCACGCCCGCCGUACUCAAAGGUGGCUUUCGCGAGUUCCAGCGCCAGUUCGCCCACGAGUGCACGAGCAGCGCAGCGCCACCGCCAUCUUGCGUCGAAUCCGCGUCCGAGGCCGUGCGCGACGUGUCGCAGUGGCCCGCGACGUGCGUACUACCUUUCCUGUUACUGGGCAACGAGCGUGACGCCCGGGACGCCGAGCUGCUGCAAAGGCUGGGCGUCGGCUACGUGCUUCAUGUGACGCCGGCCCUCCAGCAAACCAACACUGCUCCUCAUCCGACCAACGCCGGCGCGGACACGGCGACGACGGGGGCACAGCAGGAGCAUUGUCCGGGACUACGGUGCAAGAGACUGCCGGCGUCGGACAGCUGCCAUCAGAACCUGAAACAGUUCUUCGACGACGCCUUCCAGUUCCUAGAUGAGGCGCAUGCGAGCGGUAGCCGCGUGCUGGUGCACUGCCACGCGGGCGUGUCCCGGUCUCCGACGAUCACCGUGGCCUACCUGAUGCACCACCUGCGACUGCCCCUGGUGGACGCGUACCGAUACCUCAAGGCCAAGCGACCCAUCAUCUCGCCAAACCUCAACUUCAUGGGACAGCUGGUCGAGCUGGAACAGAAGCUCGCACAAAACGACCACCAACAGCCCUGCGUACAGUGCUGCCGGGCAUCAGCCACCUUGCUCGAGCUGCUCGCUGCCGAGCCGUCUUCGUCGGCUGGUGUCUGAGAGCGCGAAACCAUCUUCCUAGGGACCAAUCCGGUGCCUUCGACGUGUUCCCAUCAGCCUUCUUCGAUUUGUGUGUGUUUGUGUGCGGCUUUAGUCAUUUAAGGCAGAGAAAAACUAAGCCACGCUGCAUUUGUGCCCAAGAGACCUUACCCAUCGUUUGGUUGUGAUACGUUACUGGUACUCCAUAGGCGUGCGCAGGGUUCCUCAAUACCCGCCACGGAGGUGUAGUGGUUGUGGUUCUCGACUGCUGCCCCGAAGGACGCGGGAUCGAAUCCUGGCCGCAUUUUGAUGGACGCGAAAAUGCUUAAGGCCCGUACUUGAGCGA